GUAUAUCGACGACGCGUCGAUUUCGCUUGGCCAUUCGGGGGAGCGGGUCAUCGCGUUUCGACCAUGCCACGCUUCUUCUUUCUUCUCUUCUCUUCUCUUCUCUUCUCUUCUCUUCUCGAGACACGACGUGCGUCGUGGUGGAAAAAAGGCCGACUCUCACGGAGACUGGCCGUUCGUUCGAUUUUCCUCAGUUCUGUUCGGCGAACGUGGCGCAUCAGAUCGUUCGUUGCGCGGAUGCCUCGCUUGUACGCAAAUAAAUCGCGACGUCGUUUUCCUUGAUAAACGCCGACCGCCAUCGAGUUGGCGCACAACCGGCCGGCCCUCGUCGUCGCCGGAAGUCAUUAUCGCGCGUACCAAGGAGCGCAGUAUGAGAGUCCGAAUAGUUUUGUUAGGAAUUUUGCUCGUCUGCACCAGCAUUCAAUAUGCAGAUAGCAGAUCGAAGAAAACGACGCAGUUAUCGCUGCAGAGCAAAGAGACUAAUGUGGUAAAUUUUAUGCGGCUGCUAAUGAUGAGAUUGGUCUUUGGGGUAGCUUCGGCAAUGGGGUUGGGUGAAAAUCUCUCGGGUGUACUUGGUGGAAUUUUCGUGCCGCCCGGAGCCGAGGAAUACAAUGAGGAAUAUGGCGAUGAUGACUUGAUCGUACCUGAUAUAUUCUAGAAAUAGAUCUCUUCUAGCUUGAUUGUGCGUCUUCGACAUAUAGCUAUACGGCAUCGAUUGCAUUUUAAAAAUUAUGUCAAAAUAUAUGCUUUUAAAUAAUUAUUUCAACAAAAUCGAUCGAAAUUGUGAGAAGCGAUGAUAUUUUUUUACUGUGUGUUUGAAUGAACUAACUAAAUUUAGAGAAUAUACUCUUUGACGCAACUGUUAAGAAAAACCAUUCUGGUCAUUGUUAUCUUAAAUUAAAAACACAAAUAUAAUAAACUUUGAUAAA
Messenger RNA from Pogonomyrmex barbatus (red harvester ant), 926 nucleotides. RefSeq lists its product as uncharacterized. Lineage: Eukaryota; Metazoa; Arthropoda; Insecta; Hymenoptera; Formicidae. The record is from RefSeq and is a predicted model, not a curated record.